Messenger RNA from Symbiodinium sp. CCMP2592, 393 nucleotides. NCBI's taxonomy places the organism in Eukaryota, Dinophyceae, Suessiales, Symbiodiniaceae. The record is from the annotation of a GenBank genome assembly.
AUGGCUGCAUUGUCUAUGCCGCUGCACGUGGAGGACACCUUCACGGACGAUUUCAUCGAGAAGGAGUCUGUGCCAGCGAAGGGCGAGAAGGACGAGUCUUGGGACGGGCAGCCGGAGCGUGCGCCGAGAGGCAGCUCCGGGAAGGAUUGGACAGACACCACGGACAAAUGGAAGCCGGCAGGCGGAGGAGGCAAGUGGAAGCAAACGAGGGCUUGGGAGAAGCCGGCCGCCUGGAAGAACAGCGAUUGGACUCAGGCAGAUGGCUGGGAAGCCCAUUGGAGCAGUCCAAGCCAGGGACGGGGCUGGUCGCAUCACCGCCCUGCCGUUCUGGCAUGUGGCAUGACGACUGGGCAGCACCAACGUCCAGCCCUUCGUAACCGGCACCAUCGAUGA